GCUAUUGUGUUACACUUCCAUGUUUUUCUCCUUUAACAACAACGCUAAUGUGAACUCCACCGUGGAAACUGUGACUUCUGAGUGAAUUUCUCUGACGCGCUGAGUCAGUUGUGAGUGUGCUCACGUCGCCACAGGCAGCAGAGGCACGGAGCUGGGAGUAAACAUGGCCAGCUGUGUGGCUUUUCAGAGCAAGUUAACCUCGAUCAUGGAGAAGCUAGCUAAAGCCGCAGUGUUGGAAAUCAGCAGAGUGUGGGAGGACGGCUUCGCCCUCUUUCAGGCCGAGCUCUGCCGCAGACAGAGCGAAAUCGAAGCACUGAACAAAAAGUUGAUGCUGAUGGAAAACGAGCGGCUGGCUGUUCUGCCUCUGGCUCAAACUACAAACCUUCCCACAUCAUCAUCAUCUUCAUCUUCUUCCAAGAGAGAGCAUCACAACAAACUGCUGCCGCCUACUGGUGAUGGACUCAUUAUAGAUUCAGUUCAGACAAUGGGUUCUGAUGCUAGUGUCAGAGAGAAGGCGGACAUCCCAGCAAACCACACACCACCACCACAACCACAACCACCACCUGCUCAGACAGAAGAGAAGCAGUGUGAGCAACUCAAGUCUAACCAUUGUAGAAGGGACGACACAGACGAUGAGGACUUAAUAGUCAAACUCGAAGACGAGGACGACGUCCAAAUUGUGGAGCAAAUGGAGGAAUCCGAUAGUAGUGGUAACGAUGGAGCUGGUCACCAUGAGAUGGACACUAACCAGCAACCUGCUGGGGUCCUGGAAGAAAGAGAGGGCCAGCAGUGGACGUCUGUCUUAGUGGGGGACAGCGACACUAACGACACCUCAGACUGCCUUUUUGAACCAAAGCAGCUGUCACAAAGUCUGGACUCGGAAAUCCUGCUCAUUCAAAAUGCCUUGGACAUUUAUGACAGCUCGGCAGAGACAGCAUAUUCCGACAGAUUCAUGAGAGACAGCGGACAAGGUGCAUCGAGCAAAUCAAGGCCUUCUUUGACUUUCACCCAGGGUCAGACAAGUCAAGCAAUAAAUCCUUUAGAAGCAAUAAAUCUCCCAGAGAGAGGACUGUCCAUCAGAUUCCUCUCAGAGAAACAUGCACAAACUAAAAACAUGUCGUCUUUUAACUCUGACAGCAGAUUAUUCCUCUUAAAUGACCCAGAGUUUCAUAAAGCUAUGGCGAGCCACCGCAUUAAGGAGAAAUGGUUCAUCUGCCCAUUCUGUGGGAAAAGCUUUGAUCGUGUCAGCCAUCUGGAGAUACACGAGCGGAUUCACACAGGAGAGAAACCGUACACAUGUGAAGUUUGUGGCAAGUGUUUUUCUCAGAGGAGUAACCUUCGCACUCACCAGCGGACUCACAGAGAACUGAUGUCCCAAAAUGUAGUCUGACUUCACAGAUUCAGAGUUAUCUGUGUGGCAUUAAUGUCUAACAAAUUCUGUUUGUAUUUUGAUAUUAUUGAAAAGUGAUGUAGCUGACUGACUAGUACUGUGCAAUAUCUUUCUUUUUAAACCGUAUCGCUGACAUACCUAGGAUUGGUCGGACUGAAUAUUUUUUACUUGAUAAAUCUUUGUACAUCCAAAACAAGCAGGGGCACCCAGCUCCAAUAAUGAAGUUUUCAUAUCCUUAAAUUCCAAUGUGUAGGAUUCAGUCAAAUCUAGUGGAAGCAAUUCAAUAACUUCACAGAGGAAGCAGGUCGCAUUUUUGUUACCUGUAGGUCACCUGAAGUCUGCAUCCUCACCACUAGAUGUCAUGAAACCCACAAAUUGACUGUUUAAGGUCCAGUUUUAUGGGGAAAUAUGAAGAAAAAUAAAUAUAUUUAUAUUAAUGGUGAA
Messenger RNA from Solea senegalensis (Senegalese sole), 1834 nucleotides. Its product is annotated as zinc finger protein 239. The transcript is spliced from 2 exons. Gene Ontology annotation, cellular component: nucleus. Lineage: Eukaryota; Metazoa; Chordata; Actinopteri; Pleuronectiformes; Soleidae. The coding region runs from base 164 to 1390 and encodes 408 amino acids. The record is from RefSeq and is a predicted model, not a curated record.